Phialemonium atrogriseum is the source of this 936-nucleotide messenger RNA. RefSeq lists its product as uncharacterized. NCBI's taxonomy places the organism in Eukaryota, Fungi, Ascomycota, Sordariomycetes, Cephalothecales, Cephalothecaceae. Bases 1 to 936 code for a protein of 311 amino acids. The transcript is spliced from 3 exons. The record is from RefSeq and is a predicted model, not a curated record.
AUGGCACGCCUUCUUCAGUCCUCCCUCCUUCUCGCGGCCGUCCUUGCCGGCUUCAGCAUCGCCGUAGACCCGGAGGAGAUUUACGACGGCGGUUAUGGGAACAGCACCAACUCCUCCAUCCUCCUGAACAUUGGCAACGGAGGUGCAGGCCAAAGUGGGCUGGUUAAAGAACUCGCCGACGCAUUCAUCAAGGACAGCGUGGCCAAUGGCAGCGACCCCUUCCAGGUUGCCUGGUACAAGAGCGAUACCACGGUGAGCAUCCAGUAUCUCAAGUCUGGGAUUGUCGACGUGGGCAUCACCUACAGUCCUGCCGCCGAGGAGAUUGCCAUCAACCAGGGUAUCGCCAAAUCCCCGAGCUACUACGCGUUCCGCGACCAUUUCAUAAUCGUUGGGCCUCCAUCCAAUCCGGCAAACAUCUCCAACUCGUCGGACAUCUUGACCAUAUUCUCUACACUGCAUGAGGCUGCCGAGGCGGCAACGUCGACCCCGCCUGUGAGAUUCCUCAGCCGGUACGACAAGUCGGCGACAAACAUCAAAGAAUCAGAUUUAUGGAUCAGCAUUGGGCAGGUGCCAUGGGCAACAGCCUACUCCACCUGGUACCACCAGUACAUCGCCUUCCCCAUCCAGGCCCUGACGGCGGCAAUCCUGCUAGACGAAUACACCCUUACCGACAGGGGCACCUUCCUGUCGCUGCCCGCCAACAUGUCGAGUCAGACCACCAUCUACAAGGCAUCCACCGACGACGCCGACGACCCGCUGCUGAACCCCGCCCACCUCUUGGUUGGCGAGAAGGCCCCGAACCCUGAAACGGCUAAGACGUUCGCCGAAUGGCUGGUGAGCAAGCGCGGACAAGACGUCAUCACCGGCUUCAAGAAGAACGGUCAGCAGCUGUACAGCGGUGCCCCAAUAGACUCAACAUCCGAAGCACGAAGAUAG